CGAAGUCCACACGUAGGCCUCAAACGGUUGUCAGUCCAUCCAGGGCACUCGGGGCUGCGUGCCGGCUCUCCCGCACUGUGCGCCCCACUGUCCUCAUAGCAGAUCCAAAUGGACUGACAGUGGAGCACCUUCAGGCAGAAUGGACAUCCCUGAUCAUUCCCAGGAGCAGCAGCAUGCUCCUGGAGCACAGGCAGUCGGCUACCUUGAUGACAUGUUCACUUUAGAAGGAGCAUCAACAUCCCAAGAGCACAGUAUGGAGCCCCGAGACGCAAGGCCUGAGCCCAACGAGGGCUGUCCCGUGUGUGGAGACAAAGUUUCAGGGUACCACUACGGCCUGCUCACCUGCGAGAGCUGCAAGGGUUUCUUUAAGCGCUCUGUGCAGAACGACAAACACUACACCUGUGCAGAAGGACAGAGCUGCCCCAUGGACGUCUCCCAGAGGAAGCGCUGUCCUUCCUGCCGCUUCCAGAAGUGUUUGGCAGUGGGCAUGAAGAAAGAAGCAGUGAGAGCGGACCGCAUGAGAGGCGGCAGGAAUAAAUUUGGGCCUCUCUACAGGCAGAUGAAAGAACAAAAAGUGCAACCCCAGACAAAUGCUGCCCCCUAUAGAAUCAAAAUGGAAGUAACGCAAAGGCUAUGGCCUGCCGCUGCAAGUGACUGUCCAAUCAUGUGCAACCACACAAGCGCUCCAGUGUCUCCGGAUGCUUUCCAUCAGCCUCACUUGAUGUAUCCCUCUGGAAUGGGGGUGUCUGGUGCACACUUACCUUUUGACUGCACUGUGGGUGAUGACAGGGUGGCCCCUCCUCUGCCGCUUCCCUACGCCGGACUGCAUCACCAGACAUACCUUCAGGAGGAAAGACAAACACCUUUGAGUUACAGCCCGGCUCCUUUACACUACUCCCUGCACCGAACCCCCAACAACUCCUACACGUUAAGAAGCGCCCCAUCUACGUCAUCAUCGUGCUCCACACAGAGCUCCAACAUCCCCCUCACGCCGCCCCCUGACCCUGCCAACGCUUCCACCUCCACGAGCUCCACCAGCACCGCCAUGCAAGCUUCCAGCUUUCUUAGCCAACUCCUUGAAGGGGAGCAGGACGAGAGCCAGCUGUGUGCCAAAGUGGUGGCAAGUCUACAGAGGGAACAGGCAAACCGAGGCAAACACGACUGUCUGAAUACAUUCAGCAUCAUGUGCAAAAUGGCCGACCAGACAUUGUUCAGCCUGGUGGAGUGGGCCAGGAACAGUGCACUCUUCAAGGAGCUGAAGGUAGAAGACCAGAUGGUUCUGCUGCAGAGCUGCUGGAGUGAGCUGCUGGUCCUGGACCACCUCUGCAGACAAGUGACCUAUGGAAAAGAUGGUUGCAUUUAUCUUGUCACAGGACAACAGAUAGAGCUGUCAACCAUCAUCUCGCAGGCUGGAGCUACACUGAGUGGUUUGGUGACCAGGACGCAGGAUCUGGUGUCCAAACUGAAGGUCCUCCAUUUUGACAGACAAGAGUUUGUCUGCCUUAAAUACUUGGUGCUUUUUAACCCUGAUGUGAAGUCCGUGCAGAGUCUCGGGCAAGUGGAGCACACUCAGGAGAGAGUGAACAGGGCGCUGAUGGAACACACCCAGCGAUCUCACCCGGGACAUUCGGACAAAUUCGGCCAGCUGCUUCUGCGGCUGCCUGAGGUGCGCAGCAUCAGCCUGCAAGUUGAGGAAUAUCUGUACCAGCGCCACCUGCUGGGCGAUUUGCCCUGCAACUCUUUGCUCACAGAGAUGCUGCACACAAAACACAGCUGAGAACAAAAGAAGAAUGAACAAGAAAGCUGCAGCUUAACAGUCAGGCUUUUCCUUUGAUGUUUACAUGGUAGUAUGAGACUGUAAAUUAACCAAUUGCACUGAAACUGACUGGCACAAGUGGCCUCUGUUGCUGUGAUGUAAAAAAAAAUGUAAAUACAAUUUCAACGCUAACAUGAACAAAUAUGACAAUGAUUUAAAAAUGAUUUUUAUUCUGGUCCUGAUGCAAGGAGAGCUGAUGAAUGACGAAUGACAAACAUAAAAGUACUGGCACAAAUUUGAUGACAGAAAACACAAAAUGUUAUGACAUGAGGAGAAAAAAAAAAUACUACCUUAACCAACAAGUACAUUAGUAGAACCUGAAAUUAAACAUCAAAUCUAAAGCAAACUAAAUAAAUAGACCCCCAGGUGGCAAGGAUUUUGAGGGGGGAGGAUUGCACAUAAUCAAAAUGUAGUUAUUGCAAAACCACAUACUACUUUUGAUAAAUAAAUACACACAUCCAUAGUCCAUGUGCACACAUUCUUAGUUUUUUCUUUUUAAUUUUUUUCUCUCUCACAUCCAUAUUUAAUUCAUUCAUUUGUUGGAGGCAGCCAGUGAUUGCUAAGAGGCGGCACAAAAGCUAACGGGUCAAUUUACCUUAAUAGCAAUAUUAACAUCCCUGGCAACUACAAUAGUAAAAAGUUUGGCCAUUUACAUUCCUCCAGUUUUACAUUGCAUGGAGGAGUCUAAAUAGACUUGAGUGGCUUAGAUUUAGGGCUGCUACAGUCCGGAAUAAUCCUUCAUCAAGAAGCCUUCAGUUUAUAAACCUGGACAUAGGAAGGAAGUCCAUUUAUGGUAAUAAACAGACUCCCAAAGACAAAUAGGGUUCAAUCCCUCCACCCACACCCUUCUCACAUACUCAUUUGAUCCCAAAACACACAUCUAUCUAUGCAGCAGUGCAGCAGACGAGCUUAUUUCAAGCUUACAAAGGGAUUUUAACUUUUUUUUUUUUUUUAAUUUUUAACAAAUUCUCAAAAACAAACAAAGUAAUCAGCAUUCAUUAUGUGUCAAAUCAGCAUUGUAUCAUGAUGAGUAUGAACUCUAGCCCUCCUUCAUUUUUUAUUUCCAGUUUCUUCACCACAUGAAAUAAGGAAAAGUCAUUCAAUUCAUCGUUCGGCCUUUAAGGGAGGCUUAGACGAUUUAUCCAGCAAAAAACGUACAAAAGACAUCCAAAUGUCUGACAGCAUAAAGUUGAGUGCACAGGCGGAGGAAUCACGCAGCCUUUCCAAAACACCCCUGAAUAGGAUGAAUGGUUAGUGUGUGCCUAACAUUCAUACAGUAUGAGAGUAGUCUUUUCCAGAUGUGAUGUGUCAGUCUACUGAAUAGCGAGUAAGCCCUAGAAAGAAGAAGAAAAAAAAGGCAGAGAAAAAUGAGAAGAUAGAAACAGGGAUUACGAGGCAUGGGGACUACUCCGGCCCUAAGUCAUGUUGCAAGGCAGUGAGGUUGUCCCAUCUUGGGCCAGGGUAAGGCAAGGCAUGAAGGAGGCAGAGCGCCAGGAAAGCCAACAGAAUGUGUCGUACAAUCAUUCUUCCAGGAGUACUGAGGAGAGAUGCCAUCAAAGCAGUUAGAUGUUGAGUGGUUCAUCCAUUUUCUUGGCACAUAGCGCUGAUUGUUGUCAUGGUCUCAUGUGACCUAAAGACUCCGUCACUCCAGUUGUCUGCUACUAAUCUAAAAAAAACAAAAACAAAAAAGCAAGUACAAAAGCUCCCUACUGGCCAAAAUAGAAAAUGUUC
Dunckerocampus dactyliophorus (ringed pipefish) is the source of this 3547-nucleotide messenger RNA. It is a transcript of the gene nr5a5, whose product is annotated as nuclear receptor subfamily 5, group A, member 5. The transcript is spliced from 7 exons. The coding region runs from base 140 to 1777 and encodes 545 amino acids. The record is from RefSeq and is a predicted model, not a curated record. NCBI's taxonomy places the organism in Eukaryota, Metazoa, Chordata, Actinopteri, Syngnathiformes, Syngnathidae. Gene Ontology annotation, biological process: hormone-mediated signaling pathway; regulation of transcription by RNA polymerase II; tissue development. Gene Ontology annotation, molecular function: zinc ion binding; nuclear receptor activity; RNA polymerase II cis-regulatory region sequence-specific DNA binding. Gene Ontology annotation, cellular component: RNA polymerase II transcription regulator complex.